Messenger RNA from Xyrauchen texanus (razorback sucker), 7488 nucleotides. RefSeq names its product pleckstrin homology domain-containing family G member 4B-like. The record is from RefSeq and is a predicted model, not a curated record. The transcript is spliced from 22 exons. Gene Ontology annotation, molecular function: guanyl-nucleotide exchange factor activity. NCBI's taxonomy places the organism in Eukaryota, Metazoa, Chordata, Actinopteri, Cypriniformes, Catostomidae. Bases 13 to 6384 code for a protein of 2123 amino acids.
GAAAGAGAGUUUAUGUCUCAACACUCCAACUGUGAUAGUACCCCAAUUUCUGAUAUACCAACACACACUAUAUCACAAUCAGACAGCAAACCUGUCAACACAUCACUGCCAGACAAUGAGCCAGUCAAGACAUCACAAUCGGAUAUCAAACCAGUAAGAACAUCUCAACUAGACAACAAACUACUCGCCACAUCACAACCAGACUGCAAACCAGUCACCACAUCACAACCAGACUGCAAACCAGUCACCGCAUCACAACCAGACUGCAAACUAGUUAGCAAACCAGAACCAGAUAGCAAACCAGUAAGCACAUCACAACUAAACAACAAGAUAGUUAGCAAAUCAGUAAGCACAUCCCAAAUAGACAACAAACUAGUCCGCACUUCACAACCAGAUGUCAAACCGGAAAGCACAUCUCAACUAGGCAAGAAACUAGUCCGCAAAUCACAACCAGAUGUCAAACCGGAAAGCACAUCUCAACUAGGCAAGAAACUAGUCAGCCCAUCACAACCAAACAACAAUCCAGUCAACACAUCACGACUAGACAAUGAGCCAGUCAAGAAAUCUCAACCAGAUAGAAAACCAAUAAACGCAUCUCAACUAGACAAAAUAGUUAGCCCAUCACAACCAGAGAGCAAACCAGUCAGCACAUCACAACUAAACAACAAACUAGUUAGCAAACCAGAACCAGAUAGCAAACCAGUAAGCACAUCCCAAAUAGACAACAAACUUGUCCGCACUUCACAACCAGAUGUCAAACCGGAAAGCACAUCUCAACUAGGCAAGAAACUAGUCAGCACAUCACAACCAAACAACUAUCCAGUCAACACAUCACGACUAGACAAUGAGCCAGUCAAGACAUCUCAACCAGAUAGAAAACCAAUAAACGCAUCUCACCUAGACAACAAAAUAGUUAGCACAUCACAACCAGAGAGCAAACCACUCAGCACAUCACAGCAAGACAAUGAGACAGUCAGGACAUCUCAAUUACACAUUAAACCAGUCAGCACACCACAACUAGACUACAAAGUAGUUGGCACAUCACAACCAGAAAACAAACCAAUCAACAUAUUGCAACUACACAAUGAUCCAUUUAAGACAUCAAAACCAGACUACAACCAAGUCAAGACAUCACAACAUGACAGAAAACCAGCAAGAACAUCUCAGCCAGAUGACAAACUAUUUAGCCCUAUGCAACCCAAUAGCAAACCAGUCAACAUAUUACCACCAUACAGUGAAGUAACCUGCCCAUCUCAACUAAACUGCAAACUAAUCAAGACAACACAUCUAUACCACAAGCCACUAAACACAUCACAACCAGACUCCAUAUUAGUCCAAACAGUGGAACCAGACAGUGAAGUAGCUCACACAUUACAACCAGGAUAUGAGGUUUUAACGGGUACUUUAGAAAGUAAAGACAUUGAGCAGUCUUCUCCAGCUACUAUUGAACCUUCUGUGUGUGAUGCUGAUUCUGAGCAGAUGAGAGGUUACAGUGGUCUGGAAGGCAGUUCUGAACCGCAGAUCAACAGAGUGUCAUUCUCUGAGCCUCUAGCCAUCAGUGUGUCUUUACAGAAACAGACUAAGCAAUCAGAGCUCAGCCAGUGUCAGAUAUUUACACACAUCCAUACACCAGCUGAGCAAGAGCAUGUUCCUGCAUACCAGUCUGUCCCCAACCCUUCUGCUGUAAAUGAGAACUGCCAGACAAUUAGUGACUGUUGCAGUGACAAUAAUGAAUCUAUAGGUGAUUAUAGUAACAGUGCUGAGGAAGUAGGCGGGCCUGUUUUAGCUGCUCUGCAAAGAGAACAGGUAGACUUGGCCUCCAUCACCACAGUGUCUGGGGAGGAUCUGGUUAUGCCCAUUUCACUUGUUCAGGUGAGGAUAGAGCCCUGUGAGGACACAACCACAGUGGCAGAACUCUCAGAAUAUUUCCAGACAAAGCAAGAACAUGCAGAUAGAGAAGAAGAGGAAAUUUUGCCUUAUAAGAAGGCAGAAAAAGUUAUAAAUGGAGGUAAUACAGUGACCGAAAGAAAGACAGCGAGGGAAAUACUAGCAGUUAGUGAGACAGAGGAAGUUGAGACCACUCAAACACUGCUGGGAGAUACCAUUCCCAAGUUUGCCUCUAUGGCAACAAAUACUGGAGUACAGGAGAAGCAUAGCUCCUCUGUUGGGACAGACCUGGAAAAACAAAUGAAUGCUGAAGAGAAAGCAGGAGAGGGAGAGGAGGCAAAGGAGAGAUUUAGUGUGAUCUCCAGCUCAGAGGACACAGAGUACAAUACUGUGAUAUGCCCUGUGGUUGUAAGUGAGCAGGAGGCCAUAUUGACCAACUAUACAAGAGUCCUGUCAACAAGCUCUCAAGUCCCUGAUCCAGUCUCAGAUGUGCCAAUCACAAAUUUACAAACACACCCAGAACAGAUGGACAGACACCCACAGAACACACUGGUGAAGGUAGAGGACACACCCACCACAACUGGAGCAGGGCAAAAAAGAAAGGAGGAGGAGGAGAGAAAGGGGGAAAAGGUGAAGAGCGAGGAGGAGAGGCAAGAGGAUGGGGUUGUUUCCACUGUAAAUGGCUCUCCAGCAGAUCAUCAACAGCAAGCAGACAUUGAGUCCCAUCACCAUCAGCAGGAAGAGUCAGCAUCCAGUCACACAGUAGACAAUAAUGUUUGGCACCCAUCUGCUGCACCUUUACCGGUUAAGAGCCUGUGUGACGAUUCCUCAGUAGUUCCUCUGCUACUGCAGCCCAUUCCCCAGAAGACCCAGCCUGCUCUGAGUGAGGCCCAUGAUAUCAACCCUGAUGUUCUGAGCUCAGGAGUGCUCUGCCUCACUGGAACAAGAGAUAAAUCGGGCCAUGCACUUGUAACAGUGACAAUGAGAAACACUGUCUGGUUGAAUCCACUCUGCAGCAGCGGAGAGCUGGUACGGAUCAUGGUCUACUUCCACACUACACUCAGGAAAGAAGUUAGUGCUCUGGGUUUGACUGUUCUGGUGGAUGCCCGCAGGUGUUCUUCUGUUCUCAUCCUCUUUAAAGCCUUCAGCAUCCUCAAGGAUGCCAUGCCUGGAUGCAUCCAUACAGUACUGCUGCUGGCUGACAGAGAUCUGGCUUUACGCAUUGAGAAAAACUCUUCUAUACAGGUGGAGUUGUUAACAUCGCUGAAAUCUCUCUAUAAGCAUGUGGACAUCUCACAACUGCCCGCUGAGUUUGAUGGCACUUUUCCUUAUUCCCACAACAGCUGGAUCUGUUUCAGAAUGAGGUUGGAGCAUCUGACCAGUCAUUGUGAGGAUGCUGUUAACCUGCUUCAGAACACCAUCAGCAAACUGGAGUCAUCAGCGCUGCCGCCUACAGCAGAGGAGGCCCAUAUUUUAUUGAAUAAGUACAGAGAGCUGAUGAGGACUGUUCUGGAGGACAGCAGGCUAGUGCGACUACAGCUGGAGGGAGGAGCUGCUCUGUCUCGUCUACGAAAAGAAGAGAGCAGUGUCAGCCUCACCGAAGACUACAGAGAUGCUGUCGAGAGUGCAGGCCAUCUGUAUAACCAGGUGGACGAGCUGGUUCACAGGCUGGUGAUGUUGUCCAACAAAUGCACACAGGAACUGGAAUUCAUCAUGGAGUUUAAGACUCUGGAGGAGGGCUUCAGAGAGGUGAGUCAGUGGAUAGAGGAGGUAGGAGAGUCUCGUCUGCAGACACUGAGUGAGCUGGAAGAUUCAUUGGAGCAGUUACAUCAUAAACAGAAUGUCUUCAGAGAAUUUUACUCUGCUGCAUAUGAGCACUGUAAGAGUGGUGAAGCUUUGCUGAAGCGUUUAGAGAGGUGGGAGGAUGUCUCCUCCGCAGAACUUCAGGUAUACGAGGUAAAGGUGCGAUCAUUCUGGGUCCAUCUGCAUGAUUUCUCCCAACGAGUUGAAGACACGAAGGACAAGAUUGACAGGACUAUCCGACUCUAUGAGUUCUUUGACAAGGCAUAUGAAUGGGCACUAGAGGGCAUGCGUCAUUUGGCGUGUUUUAGUAUGGAGGAGUGCGGCAUCACUGAGAAGUGCCAGAGCGUGAUCACUUGUUUGGAGACCUAUCGUAGUCAGCAUCCACCAAUCGCAGACGCCCGCUUCCAAGAGAUGAAGGACCUUGCUGUGGAGCUGAAAAGUGACCAGGGUCUCAAGCAGUGGAAGUUUGCCUGGUCCAAGUGUCAGGAAACCAAGCAGAUGUUUGAGAAAAAGCUGGAGACAGCCCUGCGAACCCGCCGCGAGAGUGACUCCAAAUCAGACUGUUCCCGUCAGAAUUCAGAUGGUAACGCCAUACCUCAGGAGCGUAGCAGUAGCCUCUCUUUCUCCUGCCGCAAAGCCUUUAGUGGAGGCUGGGGCCGUGAUAGACUAUCCUCUCAGUCUAGCAUGUCUUCAACACCGGGAAGCCCUUCAGGCAUUCACCUUGAUGCCUGUGACUCUGUCCGAACCCCAUCAGGACGUCCCUAUAGUAUUGAGCAUAGAAUUCCCCACAGUACCCCGGUAAGAUCCCAUAGGCUAACGCGUAGUAUCUCUACAGAUGAAUCUAAUCAACCACUACAUCUUGUGGGGCAAGCAAGUGUCUCCUCAUGCUCCAUCAGCCCAAGCCUCUCCUCUAUCGCACCAAACCGCAGAGUUAUGCGGAAGACCCAGAGCUUUGAUACGACCAGUAGCGAGUGUGUGUCACGGUACGGGACCUGCCAGCGAACUCUGAGUGAACCAGCGCAGAGAGGUAACACUGGGGUAUUUAUUAAGGGUCUAGAGGUGAGCAGCACAGAGGUGAUUGAUCGGCCAUACAGUCCACGAUUGCCACCCAUUCAUGGAUGGUCCUCUCCUGACCACAGCGGGAGUCCUGCUCAGGAAGCACGUGGCAAGGGCAGCAAAUUCCGUCACAUUGUGGAUGAGAUGGUCACAACGGAGCGGGAGUAUGUGCGUUCUCUGCGGUACAUCAUUGACAACUACUUCCCAGAGAUGGAGCGUGCCGACCUGCCACAGGACCUGCGGGGAAAGCGCAGCGUCAUAUUCGGGAACCUGGAGAAACUAGUGGAUUUCCAUUGCCAGUAUUUCCUUAAAGAGCUGGAGAGCUGCUGUAACCACCCACUGCGUGUCAGCCACUGCUUCCUACGACAUCAGGACCAGUUUAGCUUGUACGCCUUGUACAGCAAGAACAAGCCGAAGUCAGAUACACUCCUGGCCAGCCAUGGAAACAGCUUCUUCAGGCAUAAGCAGUUGGAGUUGGGGGAUAAGAUGGACCUGGCGUCGUACCUUCUGAAGCCCAUCCAGCGCAUGAGUAAGUACGCCCUGCUGCUGAAAGACCUGAUCAAAGAAGUGAGUGAGGUCCAGGAGCAGGAGCUAGCAUAUCUACGUGCCGCCACAGAAAUGGUCAAAUUUCAGCUUCGCCAUGGCAACGAUUUGCUCGCCAUGGACGCCAUCAGAGACUGUGAUGUGAAUCUAAAGGAACAGGGGCAGUUGGUUCGUCAAGAUGAGUUCACGAUAUGCUAUGGCAGGAAGAAGUGCCAAAGACACGUGUUCCUGUUUGAGGAUCUGGUAUUGUUCAGCAAACCUAAACGCAUAGAGGGCGGCCUAGAUGUUUACAUAUACAAGCAUUCUUUUAAGACGGCCGAUGUGGGUAUGACGGAGACAUCGGGUGAGAGUGGUUUGAGGUUUGAGAUCUGGUUCCGGAGGAGGACUUCAAAGAACCAGGCCUAUAUUCUCCAGGCCAGCAGUGCCGACAUCAAACAUGCCUGGACCUCUGACAUUGCACGGAUACUAUGGCAACAGGCUACGCGAAAUAAAGAAAUUCGGAUGCAGGAGAUGGUCUCUAUGGGGGUGGGGAAUAAACCCUUCCUGGACAUUAAACCCAGUGAUGCUGCUAUCAACAACAGGGCCAUUGACUACAUAAUGAAAGGCAGAGGGGCCAGAACACGAGCCUCCAUUGCUGUGUCUUUAUUUGACCAUUCAAACCCAUUCAAACGAGCUGCAGUCAACACUCCUGUUAGCGGGUCCCCAGUGGCCAGUGGCCCCUCCUCUUCCACACUCCUGGGGCCUUUGAAUCUCCACAUGUAUAGCAGCCAAAGUCUGUUAGCAGGGGAGAGACCUCUUAUCAGUCCCUGCAUCGAGGAAGACGAACUGGAACAUGAGACCAGCAGUCAGCCAUCAAUGACUACAGAGAGUUCAGGUUCGUCGUCUCACUGUCUGACUGGUAGCGGCUCGAGUGGCUCAGACAGCGGAUGUGUGUCCAGUCACCUGCCUGAGGCUCUGUCUGAGGAACCUAGCUCACCAAGUGGCGACUCCUGUUACUCCUCAAUCACCUCUCCAACCCAGCACAAACCCUGUUUUAACAGCCAGUACAUCUCAGCGGGAGAAGCUCAAGUUCUAGGUCCCUCUACUAUAGUGUGAACUCAGUAACCACUGCUGCUGUUUAAUAUCUGGCUGCUUGAGAAUGAGAAGACAGCGUUGCCACUCAGAUGAGGAGUACAGAGUUAGUAUUUAUUGUUCCUGAUGAGUACCAGCAAAUCUCGUCGUACACAGAGUUUAAAAACCGCUUGAAAUAGCACUGUUUCCUCUUUCUUUGUUUUUUUUUUAGCUUCAAUAGCUUUUAUAUAAAUUUUUAAAUGGUCUAUAAAAUGGAAUAAAUAUUCUUGUAUUUAUCUUUUCAAAUGUUUAGAUACAGUGGUGUUCUUUGCUGCAUUAUUAACUGUAAAUAAUUCCUAUAGUAGUGUACAAAACAGGUCUGAACUUUCAGUUUCAGUUAUUCAGUUCCCACAUUUUUGUUGUUGCCCAAUUUGCUGCAGACUGCAAUGGAUUUGAUUUAGAAAAAAAAUGCCUUAAUGUUAUAAGGCAUGUAGAAAUUAGUAUCCAAGUAUACUGAAGUUAUUGAGCAAUGUUCAAAGCAUUUUUAUCAUUUUUUUCUGUGUUCAUUACAGUGUUUGCUUAAUGAUUGUUCUUUCUUUUCAAAUCUGACCUGUGGUCAGUCGGUUCAGUUUGGACAUUAUUAUGCAGAGUCAUGUGCCUCUCCAGGUUAUGAUAGCUGGAUUGAUCCAGAAUCAGAUUUAUGUAGAGCAGACUCAGGAGUCUUCAGAACAUUAAGAUGUUAAGACUGACCUCAGGUCAGCUCUGCCCUGCACUGCUGCUCCUAGGUGCUGGGGAUUGCUGCUGACUGUUUGGAGAUGGGAGAGGGGCUUUUCAUUUCAUUUCUCUUAUUUACAUUAAUAAGUUUAACAAAAAAUAAAUGUACAUUGUUUGUAAAUAGUUGCACCGAUGGUGCUUUGAGGACAUAGCAUUUAGGAAGUGCGCUAGGUUUAUACAUGUUCAAACUAGUUAAUAUGGGAAUCACUAAAGUGCCGAUCUUUGUCUAACACACAUCUGAAUAAACAAUAAAAAAUGCAUUACAAGUUCCACUCAUAGCUGGAGCAUAAAUGUGUGUGCACAUGUUCCAGUUUCCAAACUUAACAAGUUCAUACAGAAGUAAUAAAGAUUGAUUGCUUUGUACUGAUAACAGAA